UGAGUACAGACCAACCUGUGUACCUGGAAAAGUUUUAAAGCAUUGUUGGACGUAGAUAAAUAAAAUUCAAUUAGUUCAACAUUAAAACUUAACUGUAUUUUUCUGUGCAUUUUUCCGUUAUUACAGAAGGUGACAAAAUAAAAUAAGUUGGGAAAGAUGUUUGAGAAGUUCCCCUCAUAUAAAUAAUUGUAUUGAUUGGCACGGAUAACAGAUGGACAAUGGAAACUGUUUAACAUCUAGUGAACCUUAUCAAGUGAAAGUCAGUUGAAGGACUUUUUAACAGAAGAUGCGAAGCUCUCUUGGAUAACUAGAAUAUGGCUGGAUUCAACUUUAUACGGCAUCCAUUCGCAUUUCCAUCAUGGAUUCCUACUGUUCAGCCUGGCCGAAUUGUGGGGCAUGCAGCAGAAGACAACUAUACAGAAGAAAAUAUUGGAGUGGAUGAAAUGUGUUCCUCUGCUGAUCCAUUUGUCCGUAGCUUCUAUGGUGACAAGGGAAAUCGAGAGUUGUCUGUGGGCAAUUAUAGAGCUGCCUUAUAUUCUUACUCAAUAGCACUUUCCUGCUUUGAUUCCAAUAGAGUAGAUUGCAAUAGCGAACUGUCGAUUUUGUUGAGGAAUAUGUCAGAAUGUCACCUUCAGUUGGGGAAUAUUGACAAUGCAUAUAGGACUGCAAAAGAUAGUUUAAAAUAUAAUCAUUCAUGUAACAAGGCGCAAUUGAUGCUGGGAGAUGUAUGUGCUGCUAAAAACGAACACCAAAAGGCCUUUAAGAUGUAUUCACGUGUACUGUCGAACUAUAGUAGGUGCAAUUCUCAUCCUCGUGGUAUGGAUGAGUCCAUGGAGUCUAUAGAAGCAGAUAUUCUAAAGAAAUGUUGCAUUCAUUAUAUGCAUUUGGAUAAAUCAAAGUAUCCAAAUAAUUUUCAUCGCAUAUUGGGUAUAGAUAUCAUGUGCAAUGUAUGGAUAGAUGUCUUAUACAGUUUUAUGGUGGAAAAGAAUAUAAGGGCGGCGAUGUUUGUAGAAAAUAUGAUCCAGUAUACAGCACGAAAGCCAUGUGUGUUUGUGAUGAAGAGAUUUAAUCUCAGACCUCUUUGUGAUAUGAAUUUUAUUCAGUCCUAUCCUCAAUGUGUGUCUCAUAUUAGCUUCUUUGUUAGUCUUGGAAGCAAUUACACAGAAUUAUCAACCGAGGAAGGAGAUACAUUCAUCCACGCAGCUGUAAAAAUGGCAUUAACAUCAGGAGAAAUAGGUGUUCUUCGAUUCAUUUGUGAUGAAAUCAAGAUAGAAAAACAUCCGCCUAAUCUUCUGGACUGUUCUGGUAACACAGCACUUCAUUUAGCUACCAAACAAAGAACUGAGUAUUGUAUUAGUAUUUGGAUAUUUGACGUAGUUGUAAAAAUGCUACUUGAAGUUGGAAUUGAUCCUUUUGCAAAGAACAUUGAUGGAAAAAUUGCCUUCGAACUGCUUUUACAAGAUGAUAAGAAAUCUAAAAGGAUCCUUCAGAAAUACAAUGCAUCAGUAAUUGAACCACUAGAAGUACAAUGCAAAGAGAAAAGAUGUGUACAAAGAGACCAUGUGAUUGAUUUACAAGGGGGAAAGAAAAAAGAAAAAGACAAGCCGAAUUUAGGAAGAGAGAGAAGUGUACAAAAAGAGCAACUGAUUGGUCAAAAAGGGACAAAGAAAAUAGAAAAAGACGAACCAGAUUUAGAAAGAGAGCCAGACCAAACACAUAUGCACGAGGAUAAAUGUCAUGAGUGUCUAGCAAAAUUUACUACUUGUCAAAACAGUAUUCUAGAGGAUUCGACGACAUCCUUAGUAGAACUUUCAAGACUAAUAAAGUCAAAGCACAAGGGUCCAAGACACAGGGACAUUAUAGAAAAUUCAAUAAAACUGAUUACCGAUUUCCUCGCAGAAUCAACAGUUUGUGAAAUUCCCCCAGAGUUAUGCCGAAUAUCCCAAAAACUAUUUAAACGGGUCAUUGACGAAUUAAAAAAUCAACAGAAAUGGCUUCAGGUUUGCAACCUUGCAUUGAAGCAUUCAAAACUUCACGGAGAUAACCUGUAUUCUGGGUUUGCAGCUGGUAUUCCACUGGAUUCAGUAUUAUAUCUUCUUACAGAGAAAAAUCUUUCACGAAAUACUAAAGAAAUCAUUGACUGGUUCUUUCAAAAUGGCGGAUCAGUAGCAGACGGAGGCAGAAAAUGUAUAAGAAUUGUUACUGAAAGGAAAUACUAUCAGUUAAUAGAAACUUUGGUCUGCAGUCAUGAAUGCGACCCUCAGCAUUUAAGCCUAUACUCUGGAGAUACACCGAUUCAUGCAGUCUUGGAUAUAGCUGUAAAGAUGGAUCAAGAUAAUAUAUCAGUUUUCAAGAAGUGUAUGGAAUUAUAUGACAAAAAUUCUAUACGAUAUGAAUAUUUGGACCCUGGACAACGAGAUAAAAAUGGUGACACAUUGUUCCACUUAAUUGCCAAACACAAUUUAAACAAAACAACUCAGAGGUUGGCUGAUAUUUUACAAAAGAUGCAAGUUCGGUGUGAAAUUCAAAACAAAGAAGGAAAAUAUCCCCAUGAUUAUGUAAAAGUAGAUGACCCACGGUCCAAAAUAUUUCAGGAAGCAAUUGAGUAUGAAACGAACGCUUUGAAAUCUCAGACACUGUGUAACACCCCGAAUAUCCCUAAAACACAAAGCGCAAGUGUUGUGACAAAUUUGAUUGCUAAACCUGUACGAAAGAAAUCAGAUACUAGUGAUUUCUCAGAGAUCAAUCCAUCAAACGAAAAGGAAGCAAAUGACAAACCGGUAGAAGCUAAACCCGAUAUAGAAAUUAAAGAAGAUCCAGAGAUUCAAGAAUCAAAUCUUACACAGAUAAUACAAAUGAUAAAAAGUUUGGAAAGUAAGCAAAAACCUAAAGUGGAAAAAGAUGACCAAGAUAAAACCGAGCGCGGCUUGACUACUGAAUCUGGUCAUGGUGAUGAUUGUGUCAUUGAAGACGUGAAUUUAGAUGAUACUCAAUUUGAAAUCACACGUGGAAUGUUUGAAGAUCCAGUAUGGGAGAUGCAAUAUACUUAUGACUUUCGGAAGUGUAUGAGAGACACCCACAUUAUGCCAGGCAUAAAAAAAAGGAUAAAAGAAACAAUUAAGUCUCUUGUGUCUGGACAAUGGACAAACGUUCUUUGUAAGAAAUUACAUACACGUUCCAAAAUAAUUGGCCUGUACGAGGCAAAACUUAGUAAAGGAAGCAGACUUCUCUGGGAAGUUGCGAUCGCAUUUUCACCACGAUUAACCACGGAAAAUAAUCCUUUAUACACCCAAGUAAUCAUACUUUGGGAUGUUGUCAUGGAACAUAAAAAUAUUCACCAGUCGGUGGAAAGAAUUGUUAAAUCUUAUGAAAAAGGAUCAAAAAGUUUAAUUCAGAAAAAAAUACAAAUUAAUAACAAUACUUUCGAUAAUACUUAUGUGAAACAUCCUAUUAUUUAUGAGCCUGCACGUGAGGAUAGUGCUCCAUGCCAAAUAAUAACUCUGUAUCCUCCAGCAAAUUCGAAUGACAACGAAUACACUACAAUAAAGUUUUAUACGUUUUCAUCAAAUGUUGCCUUUUCAAUUUUACAUGAACGUAAGGGGGAAUUUCCCUUUCGAGUCACAGAUUUGGAAUAUCACAUCAUUAACUUGCCAUUUACAGCACCAGUAGUAGUUAUUGGUCGCAGUGGCACAGGAAAAACAACUUGUUGUAUCUAUCGUCUUUGGUACCGGUUUCAACAGUAUUGGUCUAUUCAUAAUCUAGACAACAAAACCUUAAAAGACGUAGAAAUAGUGGAAAAUAGUGAACGUCACAAAGUAUUAAUAGGUAUCAAUUGUGCUUCUACCACGAAAGAAGAAACACCUUUUGACGACGUCGAAAUAAUGCAUCCAUCUGAGGACAGACACAGAGUAGUUACAUGCAUCCAAGAUCCUACCAUGCAGUUUCGAGAAGAAAAAACAGAAGAGGUAAGAUCAAUGAUAAGUAGUGAUACUUUUACCAAUGGUAACACAAAUGGAAUGUCGGCUGUAAAGGACAGUACAAAUUUCGGGGCAAUUGAAUAUAUGACAGAUCAAGUUGACUCGGAAACCUUAGAAAAGGUUGAACAUCAUUUGCGUCAGGUAUUCAUAACCAAAAACGGUGUACUCUGCUCAGAAGUUCGAAAGAGUUUUAGAGGAUUUAUGAUUGGUGAUGGUAUUACUGCUGCACAUUGGAUACUGGAAGACACAGAUUUGCCAAAUCGUCUUCAAGAUCUUUCUGACAAACAGUAUCCCCUUUUUGUCACAGCAAAGUACUUUUGGUUGAUGUUUGAUGCAACAUUAGGAGCGCCAUAUUAUUUUGAUAGAAACCCUGAUGAUGGGAGUCUAAAAGCUGAUAUUAAAGGAUGGACCGAUGUUGAUGACAUAUCUAUAUUACUUUGUAUGGAGGAAGAGGACUAUGACAGUGAUAGCACCGAUGAAAAUGAGAACAGCAACACAGAACACAAAUCACAGUCAGAAAGGAUUUCCCAAAAGAAAAAAAGAAAACCUGACCCUAGAAGAGAAGUUACUUAUAAUGUGUUUGAAGAACUUUUGUGGCCGCAAAUGAUUGGAAAAACUAAGGUACACAAAAACAGAUACCACCCAUUAUUGAUUUGGACAGAGAUAAUGUCUUUUAUUAAAGGUUCUUUUGAGGCACUUGCAUCUGAGAAAGACUAUCUGUCGAAAGCCGAGUACUUUGAAAUGGGACGAAAGCAAGCACCAGCCUUUGUUGACGAUCGGGAAACUCUGUAUGAACUAUUUUUGAUAUACGAACAUAUGCGACGACAGAAAUGUUUAUUUGAUCAAACAGACGUAGUUAAAAAUCUGUAUCGACGAUUUAUGAAGCAGAAAAGAAGAAAAUGGAUUGUACAUGAAAUAUAUGUGGAUGAAGCCCAAGAUUUCACUCAAUCUGAACUGUAUCUUCUGAUCAACCUUUGCGAAAGUCCAAAUGGAAUGUUUCUUACUGGUGAUACAGCUCAGAGUAUUAUGAAAGGAGUUUCAUUCCGGUUUAAAGACUUGGUUAGUCUGUUCCACCACACAAGCAAGAACCUGACGAUGAAAGCGGUUGAUGUUUCUACAAUACUAAAACGUGUGCACAACCUUCCACAUAACUACAGAUCUCACAGUGGUAUUACAGAACUAGCAAAAAGCGUUCUUGACAUUCUAGCUGACUUAUUUUCGGAUUCGUUUGACAAACUUCCAGAUGAACAAUGUGUUUUUAAUGGCCCAAAGCCUGUCAUACUUUAUGCAUAUUCUCCGGAUGAUUUAAUAAAAAUGUUAUGCCAACAUAAACAAGACACAUCACAAAUAGAGUUUGGUGCUCACCAAGCGAUUCUCGUAGUUGAUGACGACGCACGUGACAAAGUGCCGGAAGAAUUGAAAACUGGAAUUGUUCUAACAUUAUAUGAAGCAAAAGGACUAGAGUUUGAUGAUAUACUGUUGUUCAACAUUUUCAAAAAUUCACAGGCUUCGAAAGAAUGGAGAGUUGUUACAGACUUUUUGCAGAGACAUACAGCAGACAAGACUUUGCAAACAGAAUAUUCGUCAAGACCUUUGACGUUUGAUCAGAAGUUACAUAAAGUGCUAAAUUCAGAAUUGAAACAGCUCUAUACAGCAAUUACUCGAGCCAGAGUUAACGUUUGGAUAUUUGAUGAAGACGUUGAAAAAAGGACACCUAUGUUUCAAUACUUUACAGCUCUUGAUUUAGUUAAAACCUCUACUGAGAGAAAUUUUACGGUUCAGUCCACACCUGCAGAGUGGAUGUCAAGCGGAGAGAAACUGAUGAAAAGGGAAUUAUAUGACCAGGCGGCACAAUGUUUUAAAAUGGCUGGUUGUAUUUAUAAAUAAGAAUUGGCAUUUGCUUAUUUACAUUAUAAAAAUGCACGCAAAAAAAAUCAAAACAGCAGUGAAAUGAGAGAAGAAUUAUAUGAAGCAACUUUAAAGUUUAUGAAGUUGAAAAGGACUAAGGAGGCGGCAAACUGUCUUGCGAUGGCUAAACAUUAUGAUCUGGCAGCUGAGAUAUACGAAAAGAGACAACGGUUUGAGAAAGCUGCCGAAAUGUAUAGGAGAAGUAAUAAACCUACAGAUUGUUGCCGAAUUUAUGAACACAUUGGUCGUUUUGACAAAGCUAUUGAUGUUCUACAAGAAUUCAACAUGUACGAUGCAGCAAUAUCAUCAUUGCGAAGAUAUAAUGAGAGAAAGCAGUCAAAACAGACAAGAAUGGAGUACAGUAUACUUGAACAUUUUUACAUGCCAAAAAAAAUGUAUGGAAGUUUUGAAGCAAAAUGCUACCAUUGCUCUUCUGUAAUAUGUGGAAGCUCGAAAGGUACUUCAAAUCUUAUGACUCACAUGAGGAGAAAACAUAAGGAAGUACUUCUGAAAACACCAAUACAACCUGAAGAAUCUGAAUUACAAAACUUAGACCAUGGUUAUUUUGAGGAUCAAAUAAUUAGAAAUGCCGCUAGUCACUACCAUAAACAUCAAGAUACAGAUCAAAUGUUAAAAGCCCUAGACAAUAUAAGCAGUUUAUCAGUAAUAAUUGAAUUCUUAACAAGUCGCUAUAAUGGCAGAAAGGAAUACGUCACAUAUGCUGCAAGAAUACUUAUCAACAAAGGGGAAACAAAAGAGGCUGUUGAAUUAUACAAGAAGUACGGUUUUCCAGAAGAUGCGUUUCAAUUCUGUGAUACAAGUAGAGACGCUUUUUCAUAUAGUCAUUGUUUGAUCUUCGACUCUCUCCUUCAUAUGAAAAUUAAACCCGAUGGUAGUGCAAACGUCAGGGAAGCUCGAAAAGUCGAAGAAAAUUUGAAGAAAUCGAUUAGCAUGCUUUUGAAAUGCAAAAGAGGAAACAGUCAAGAAAGUAUUGAUGUCCUUACCAAUACAGAGGGUGAGGCAAAUUUGCUUCUUGGUAGACUAACUGGACGUCAAAACUACAUUGAACUGGCUUUUGAAAUGUUUAAAGCUAGACAACCACUUGAAAACAAAUGGGGCAAAAUGGAAUGUUUGAAUUGGAUGAUGAAUAUCUCGGAUUUAAAGCGGGCCUCCAAUUUGGAUUUAGUAGUGAAGUGUUUGCAAGAUACAUUAGCAGUCCUUUAUACGAUAACUUCCAAGAAUAACUGCCUAGAACAAAUACAACUGCUGGAAGAUUAUGGGGUAAAACAGGAGGGAGAAAAAUUCUUUUACAAUCCUAGACUAAACCCUCCAAUACGUAGACUUAUGAAAAAAGUCAAGAAUAAGUCUGUAAAAGAGGAAGUUGAAAAAAGAGAAGUUCGUCGUGUAAUAGUCAUUGAUUUAUUAACGAAGAGUAACAAGUGGUAUUGGAAGUUAUUACCAAUUGUUGAGAAGAAAUAUGUAAAUGCAUUGUCUGUUGACGAGUUAAAUAGGUACUGUUCCACAUUCAAGAAUUUGGAAAAAUUGCUAGAAAGUCAAGUUCAGAAAAUAAGACUUGAUUAUUUUCUUCAUCGUAUCAAAACAUUCUCGAAUCCUGUUACAAAAGAAGAAAACCAAAUUCUUCGACAAUUCAAAACUAAUACUGGUGAAUUUAUGUCAUGCCGACAUCUGAUUCGAGACAUGAUUCAGAUUGUUUCUCAGUUUAAUAAUCUUUCUGUGAAGGAAUGCAAUUUUAUACGUGGACAACUUAUGAAGGUUAGAGAAGAAAUGGACAAUAAUUUCAAAUCUCAUUUGUCAAUAGCAGAAGAUAAAUUAUAUGACAAGAGAGAAAAAAAUAUUUCAACUUUUGUAGAAAUGAUCACUUAUCAUAAACUAUUUGGAUUGAGUGUAGAUGUCAAAAAAUGCAUUUUGGACUUCGAGAAUUCGAUAUCAGAAGAACUAUUGACCUAUUUACAAGAUAAAAGCUGUUCUUACGAUCAAAGUAUAACUAAAGUGCGAAAACUUGGUUUUAUGGUUCCUGAUUUUACUGAUAAACCAGUAGUUAUAUCUAUUGUUCGAUCGUUUGCUGAUAGUGUCAUUGAAAUGCGUGAGCAACGGUACCCUUACCGGGCUAUGAGAAGUUUCAGUGUCUUUGUUGAGAGACUUCAUAAGCAGCGAACAGAAUAUACAUUACCAGAACUGAAUUUAUUGCUAUCAUGGAUAAAAUAUUACACAUUUGUUGGUUUUGUACUGCAGUCGAAAAUCGCUACCUGUUGGAAAAGGGAUGACUUUCAGUUUUUUAUUUCAUCAUCAUUUUUAGACACGGUAAAGUACAUAGAGUUUACACUAUUCGACGACAAAUUGUCAACGGAGAAACUGAUUGCAUGUAAUGAUUUUAAAAAGAUGCCACAAAUUAAUGAUAUUUGUAAUAUUCUAGAAAGGUUUGUUCAGUUAGUCUCUGGACUACGAAGCAAGAUAAACAUAACCAAUAUUGCCUUCAAGAGACUCAUGAAGUCAUGUCAAUUACGAAAAAUGGAGUCGGGAAAACCCGAUGAAAGUUCUUUUCAUUCUGAUGUAGCAGUUGUUGAAAAUGUGAUUUGUUGGAGUUUAAUAUUCGUAAUAAAUAUGGAUGUCGCAGUGUUGACGCAAUCUGAAACUGAAGUUCUAAAACAAUUGUCAGUGUAUCACAAUCCAGAUCUUUAUCCAAAACGAAUAUCGAACAUCUUAGCAGGAAUAAAAAGUGCUACUGGUAUAAAUAACAUCAGAAGAAGCUUACAUGAUUUUAUCACAAACAGAGGUGAGAAAUUGUUACGAUGUAAAUGGGAUGAACAGAAAGGAUGUAUAAUUCAAGGAGAAUGUGACACAAAAAUAGACUCAAUGGACACAUUCCACCUUCUUGGAACACUUAAGAUCCUUACAGAUCAAGAUCAAUUUAAAGCAGAGGCUGCAGGUGAGGAAGAUAUAAUUGAAAUGGAGGAAAUUAAAGUUACGGACGUUGAAGUCAAAACAGUUUUUGAGGAUCGCAAAAAACAAAGUAUUCGAACAAAUGAUACGGAAUCAAAUGCAAAAAUGAUCAAGGAAACUUUUCAUUUUGAAUCUGGUCUGAGAGAAAUUAUAAAUGAUCCUUUUUUUGCAAAGAUAGUAAUUAAUGAGGCAAGAUGUGGCCUUUGCGAUGAGAUAUUCGAAGAUAAAACUAUCGAUCAGAAAGACCAUCAAAGUGAAAGGAAUGUCAGUAGAGUUACGGAUAAUUCAGUAUCUACUAAAUUAAGUAUGAAGUCUAUUGCAAAUUCUCUAUGGUCACAUUUAGAUAAGAAUACAACAGCGGCUUCAAAAUUGUCCCCUGUGGCUGAGUCUUUAUCAGUACAGUCAAAUCAAAAUCAGUACACGUCGUCAGUUGAUGAAACAAAAAAUUCAUUGCAAUCUUAUGUAGAUAGACAUGUAGAAACAAUUAUGCCUCCAGAAAGAAAUGAGGGAAGUUUUACUGCUCCUUUGCCAUAUCAUAAGAUGCAUCAGACCGAAGCAUCUAUACGUACAUAUGUGGAACAUAUGGGCUCUACGUCUCAUCAGGAAAGACUAGCUGAUAUUCGUCAGUUUCAUCAAUUCUAUCAAAAAUUUGUAAAACCUAUUUUGGAAAUGACGAGCAAGUUUAUAUCAAAAUAUGGAUUGUUCACACAAGAAAAUAGACAACGGUUUGAUGAAGAUAUGAGAAUAAGCAAGCUUGUCAUUCUCUAUGAGGAGUGUAACGUAGAUCUACAUGAAAUUGUCAGAUUAAAAACAUGGAACGCAUACCAUAUAAAAUGGAAAUUACGAGAGUUAGAAAAUCUACACAAUGAUGUAAAGAAAAGUGUCAAGGAGUUGUUCGAUGUUAAUAAUCGA
Messenger RNA from Mytilus californianus (California mussel), 9758 nucleotides. RefSeq names its product TPR and ankyrin repeat-containing protein 1-like. Bases 315 to 5864 code for a protein of 1849 amino acids. Gene Ontology annotation, molecular function: protein binding; ATP binding. The transcript has 22 exons. The record is from RefSeq and is a predicted model, not a curated record. Lineage: Eukaryota; Metazoa; Mollusca; Bivalvia; Mytilida; Mytilidae.